AUGUGCAAAAUUUGCAAAGAAGAUACACCGUUAACGACAACAACAUCGACAACUACACCACCACCCACGACAACAACUCCCCAACCAAUAAGCGAGCGCUCAACAGAGCAACCAGCUAGAACACAUGAAAUUAUUCCGGAUCUUAAUGUUUAUUCACACCAUAUGUAUCCACACAUUUUACAAAGUGGAGACAAAGGUCCGAAUCCCGAGCCAUUUCAAUAUAUGGAAGCUUCAAUUGGACCAACAGGAGAAAGGGGACCACCAGGUCCCCCUGGUCCCAGCGGAUUACCAGGAUUACCAGGAAAACGAGGUGAAACUGGUGAGCCUGGAGCACAAGGACCUCCGGGACCCCCAGGAAAUCGCGGAUUACCUGGUCCUCCAGGGAAAGAUGGAGUAGGUGAAGAUGGAGAGCCAGGAGAACCUGGAAAGCCUGGCAGUCCAGGUCCACGCGGUGUUCCCGGCCUUCCUGGUAUUAAAGGACCUAAAGGACACAGAGGUUUUACUGGAGAGAAAGGUGAAACUGGAUCGCCUGGAGAAAAGGGGGCUGUUGGUCCUGCAGGACCCCCUGGGCAAGGAUUAAGAGGAGAAAGAGGCGAGAGAGGAAGAGAUGGACUGCAAGGACCUCCUGGCUUACGAGGGGAACCCGGCUUAAGAGGAGAAAUAGGGCCACAGGGACAACAAGGAAAACAAGGCGUACAAGGUUUUCCAGGAGCUCAAGGUCCAAAAGGAGAUAUUGGGCAUCCUGGACUGAAAGGAUCCACUGGCGACACUGGAGAAAAAGGAGCAGAUGGAGCUCCAGGUCCUAUAGGUUCGCCUGGAUUUCCAGGACCCAGAGGAUUACCAGGAGUCAAAGGAAAUGACGGAGAGCAAGGGACAGUUGGUCCUCCUGGGCCCGCUGGUGACAAAGGUUCAAAAGGAGAAUCCAUAAAAGGAGAUAUAGGUUUGCCUGGACCUAGAGGUGUUCCUGGCCAAACCGGGCCCGAAGGAAAAAGAGGGAAAAAGGGAAUGCGCGGAUCUGCCGGUGAACGUGGACCUCCCGGUGAAAGAGGGUUGCAAGGGCUAGCAGGACUACCAGGAAACGAUGGACAACCUGGUUCCAAAGGACAAAUGGGACCUCCAGGACCAGUGGGAGUACCAGGAUUGAAGGGUUCAACUGGUGAUGUUGGACCUCAAGGAACUGCGGGACUGAGGGGACCUCCAGUUCAUGGACCACCGGGACCUCCUGGAAGAGGGGAUAAAGGAAUUCCUGGAUUGCCUGGUAAAGACGGUAAAGACGGACAGAGAGGACCCGAAGGUUUGCCGGGACCUGCUGGGCAAAAAGGAAACAUUGGACCUCCUGGAGUACCUGGCUCAAAAGGAGCUACAGGAGAACGAGGUUUACCUGGUUUGACUGGAAGUAGAGGUUUCCAGGGACUUCCUGGUGUUAAUGGAAAGGAUGGACUUCCUGGACCUCAAGGAAAUCCAGGAACUCAAGGUCCUCAAGGAGAAAGAGGUGAACGUGGACAACCCGGUUCUCCAGGAAUACAAGGACAUCCCGGCGCACCUGGAUUAAAAGGAGAUGCUGGAUUAAAUGGACAAGACGGACAACAAGGACCACCGGGGCCUCCAGGAUCAAAAGGACAUGCGGGAUUGCCUGGUGUUGGAUUGCCUGGAUUACGAGGUCCAGUUGGACAUCCAGGAGAACGAGGUCCACCUGGUUCUACUGGUGAGAGAGGACUUCCAGGUGAAAGGGGUGAAAGAGGUUUGACUGGUGCUCCGGGUGAAAGAGGAGAGCCCGGAGAUAAAGGAGAAAACGGUAUAGGAAUUCAGGGAGAGCCUGGAGCUCGUGGUGAACGAGGAGAACGUGGCCCACAAGGUCUUCAAGGUAUUCCCGGUCAAGUUGGACCAGUUGGAGCAAAAGGAGAUAAAGGCGAAAGCGGCAUAAAAGGAACAAAAGGAGAUGGUGGACUUCCAGGUAUACAAGGCUUUAAAGGAUCCAGAGGAGAGCCUGGAAUUCCCGGAUCAAAAGGAAAUCGCGGAGAGCAAGGACUUAGAGGAGAUUCCGGUUUAUUAGGCCCUCCUGGCAGACCUGGAAAACCAGGAGAUGUGGGACCCAUGGGCCCACAGGGAAUGAUUGGUCCGAUCGGACCUAGAGGUUUGAAAGGAGAAGUCGGACAGCAAGGAGUGCAGGGACAACCAGGUGAAAAAGGAAACAACGGCGAAAAAGGUGACAGAGGAAUGCCAGGUCUUCCUGGUUCUACUGGACCGAUUGGCCCAAGGGGAGCAAGAGGUGUAGCAGGUCCACAAGGUAAUCCCGGAAAAGAUGGAAUACCUGGAGAGCAAGGAAAACCAGGAGCGAUAGGACCUCGUGGAGAAACAGGAUCUGCUGGAGAACCUGGCUCUCGAGGAUCUCCAGGUCCUCCUGGUGCUGUCGGCCAACAAGGAAAUCCUGGAGUACCUGGUAUUGGAGAACAGGGUCCUCCUGGAGAAAGAGGUUUGCCUGGACUCAGGGGGAUACCAGGAGAAAGUGGAUCGCCCGGACAAAAAGGCGAUAUUGGAGACACUGGAGCAAAGGGAAUGAAAGGACAUAGAGGGCUUCUCGGAAUGCAAGGAUUGCCAGGUGUUCCAGGAAAACCUGGUGACAAAGGAGAAAGAGGAACUGCUGGACCUCCGGGCCCGGUUGGUGAGCCAGGAUCUCGCGGAUUGACGGGACAACCAGGAUUAGUUGGAAUGACUGGAGCAGCAGGACCUAAAGGAGAUACAGGAAAUGACGGAAGACCGGGACAUCCAGGCCCUCCAGGUCCUCCGGGUCCACCGGGACCACCAGGCCCUUCUGGAGAUGGAUUUGACUAUGGAGCUGCUAAUUUAAUGGCAAUGUUAGGACGAGGAUCAAUGAAUAAUCAAAAAGGACCUUCUGGAGAUGAUGUUAGCGAAGAGCAGUAUCCUAGAGAUGAAGAAUUAUAUAACUCCAAUAACAUUUUGAAGAAUUUAAACUCUUUACACACUCAAAUUAAGUUGAAGAUGAAUGGCAGUAAAGAGAGUCCCGCACAAACAUGCGCUACAUUGUUUUCUAUUCACAACAAGUUAAAGUCUGGCCUAUAUUGGAUCGAUCCAAACGGAUUAAGCACAACAGACGCUAUCCAAGUUUACUGUGAUAGAGAAACUCAAGCUACUUGUUUAAUUGCUCAGCCGGCAGAGUUUAACAGCAUUAACAUUGUCAAGGCGUCGGGAACGUGGUUUAGUGAAAAAAUCAAUGGAAAUUCAUUGACAUAUAAAGCAGAUAGUAGUCAAAUAAAGCACAUUCAAUUUUUGUCAUCUACCGUUACACAAAAUAUAACUAUUGAUAUGAAUGUUAGUAAGGAAGAACUUCGAAACAUACAAAAGAAUUUGUCAAUUAUGUUGUGGAAUGAUGCAGAGUUAAAACAUAAUCGACCACUGCAGUAUUCGUCAUCUACGGAGCUAAUAUGUAUAAAUUUCAUAAUUGAAGGAAACUGUGGCUGGCACACAUAG
Culicoides brevitarsis is the source of this 3489-nucleotide messenger RNA. RefSeq names its product collagen alpha-1(I) chain-like. Bases 1 to 3489 code for a protein of 1162 amino acids. Gene Ontology annotation, biological process: extracellular matrix organization. Lineage: Eukaryota; Metazoa; Arthropoda; Insecta; Diptera; Ceratopogonidae. The transcript has 56 exons. Gene Ontology annotation, molecular function: extracellular matrix structural constituent conferring tensile strength. The record is from RefSeq and is a predicted model, not a curated record.